Molecule: messenger RNA, 6695 nt
Organism: Varanus komodoensis (Komodo dragon)
Lineage: Eukaryota; Metazoa; Chordata; Lepidosauria; Squamata; Varanidae
Product: fibronectin type III domain-containing protein 3B-like
Exons: 4
Coding region: 374-1018 (214 amino acids)
Molecular function (GO): protein binding
Source: RefSeq, a predicted model, not a curated record
CAUUCCAGGGAAUAUGUUUCACGCACCCAACAGCAGAAACUGUGCUCAAAUGAUGAAAGAUGUGUCUUUGCACUCAGGUAUCCCCACACCUAGGUACUAAACAUAGUUAUGGAUCCUCCUCUAUUUCACUGAGAAGGGAGGAAAUCGAUUGACUUAAAAAAUAAAUUUCAACUUCUUUUUGGUGUCUUCCAAACACAGGAUUCGGAUUCAGGCUGUAAAUGAAAUUGGAGCUGGACCUUUUAGCCACUUCAUCAAAGCAAAGACCCGGCCACUGCCACCCUUACCUCCUCGGCUAGAGUGCACUGCAGCCGGUCCUCAGAGCCUGAAGCUGAAAUGGGGAGAGAGCAGCUCCAAGCAGCACGCUUCUGAUGACAUGGUGUACAUCUUGCAGUUGGAGGACAGGAACAAGAGGUUUAUUCCAAUCUAUAGGGGACCAAGUCACACCUACAAGGUACAACGGCUCAUGGAAUUUACCUGCUACACGUUCAGGAUACAAGCUGUCAAUGAUGCUGGGGAAGGACCUCUCUCAGAAGUGUUUACCUUCAGCACAACCAAAUCUAUUCCCCCUGUCAUCAAAGCACCUCGAGUGAGACAGUUAGAAGGUAACACCUGUGAAAUUGCAUGGGAGACAGUACCACCUAUGAAGGGAGACCCGGUCAGUUACAUUUUGCAGGUCCUGGUUGGAAGAGAGUCUGAGUACAAACAGGUGUACAAGGGCGAUGAGACCGCAUUCCAAAUCUCAGGCCUUCAAACUAACACAGACUACCGAUUCCGCGUGUGUGCGUGUCGCCGGUGCUUGGAUACCUCACAAGAACUUAACGGACCUUUCAGCCCAUCUGUUGCCUUUAUGCUCCAGCGGAGUGAGCUCAUGCUUACAGGGGAAAUGGGACGGAUAGAUGACCCUAAGACAAAAAGCAUGAUGCCUUCGGACGAACAAUUUGCUGCCCUCCUGGUCCUCGGCUUUGCAACUAUCUCCAUCUUGUUUGCCUUUAUACUACAGUAUUUGUUUAUGAAGUAAAGGUCCAGCACGAGGGGUUGAGGUAUCCUAACUAAUGCUACGCAUUAUAAUCCACAUGUUUUAUUCAGAUAUUCCUGUUUAUUUUCUUUCUCAGUGAUGUUUUCCAAUACAUUUUAUACCGCUUUCCUGGAUCAUUGGGGGGGAGGGGGAGGAAAUGAACAUCGGUGUUUUAGGUGCACCUUUUUGAAAUUUAAGACUUGGAAGUGGUUAGAAAUAUCUAAGCCAGAUACCAAAAGCAAAUAAUCUUUUUUUUUCCUUUUAAAGGGUAACCAGUAUUUCUUAGUUUUAUUUCCAGAAUUCAGAAAUGUAACCAAUUUGCCUUCACAUUUUUGCUUUUUGCUAAAAUCAUUCAGUCUUUAGGUUGCAAGUUUAUUACACUAGAAUAAUUGCUUUGGGCUCUUCCGCAUCUGCAAGGCUUAUCCACCAGUACGUAAUAGAGUCGCAGCUAGAUACGGUGUUUGGCAAUACACAGUGUUGGACAAACAGUAAUUAUCAACCUUGCAUAUGAUAAUAUUCACUAUGUUUCUGUCCCCCCCACUGCUUCCCUGUUGUUUUUUCUCCAUGGUAAGAUUUUUAAAUUCAUCUACGUAAUCAACUAUAUAUUUAGUACAUUUCAAUCCAAAUAAUUUAUCCUGCAACCUCAAGUCCUUUUUAAUAAUAAUAAUCUUUUUAUUCCAGCUGUUUGCGCACUAUGAACUGCCUGUAUAACAAAUCCGAUAACCAGAUAGCUUUAUAAAUGACAAAGCAUUGCCGUUUCUACCAUUUUCUUUAUUUUAUAGCAGUAAUUUUAAGAGGGCAUUGUGCAAUAGUUACUCCCAUGUCAAGCUGUUUGUUUGUUUGUUUUAAAAAGCUGCUUUUAACUCAUUUGUUUGCCUUUGUAUAUAAACUUACUCUUAAUCCAAUCACUAGAUUUGUUAUAUUCAUCCUGAUUUCUGUGUUUAGAACUGGUGAAAGCUUGCUGCCUUUGCUAUUUAUAUUAAGUAUUAUCUUUUAACACAAGUAAUCUUUAAAUCGGCCACUUAGCCCGUCUGUAUUUCUUCCUUGGAAGAACUGGGAGGAGUUUAUCAGAGGCGUCAGGCAUGCUCAAUGUGGCGAGCGUGUACAGAUGCUGGUGGAAAGGGCGCCAGUUUAGCUUCUCACCUCCCUGCCCCUGGUAGCAUCUAUGGCUGCAAAGCAAGUGGUGUGACAUCUGUUCCAGCUCAAUUUCAUUGGCUGCUACUUGGAAGGCUGGAGGGAUACUGCAGCGCAUUAACAUGAAAUUAUGCCUGUCCGUCACAAGAGACGAUACCAAGGGGGCUGGGAUGAGGAGACCUGGGGUUGGUGGAUUCAGUGGUAGCCACACAUGCCCCAUAAUAUCUCGCUCCAGCCUUGAACAAGUGCUCUCAUUCUAGCCUGUGUGAUCCAUUGCAAAUGCCAGCAUCAUUUUCCCGUUGGAACAUUGUGUCUGUCUUUACAUCAGAGGCUCCAACACACAUAUUAAUCCAAUCCAUCAAGACCCUUGAUAACUCUUUUGUUUUUCAAAACAACUUUGAGUUACUGGUUUAUUUAUAUGAUGUCAAUGAUGUUCAAGUGCCUCAGGGAUAUCAAAGAGCAGGAGGUGCAAGUCAAUUCCGAAUGGGUGCAACAGAUACAGGGUACAAGCUGCCAGGAAGGCCUCCUAUGUCUGGCAUUGAAGAAGCAACCCUGUGAAACUCCAGUUCGUUUCUGUAGAGCUUGUGCAGGAGAAAAUGCUGCUGGCAAUUUAGCAGUGCAUGUGCUGGAGAAGUUCUCGUGAACUGUGCUCCACACUUAGUAUACCCCUGUUUUUCUGUUUUUAAAGUUUUGUAUAAUUUCUUGCUGGUUCUGGUUUUGCUUGCAUCAUAGCUCUUUGGUCCUCUGUGUUUUCUAUGAGACCGUGUCCUGUACGCUAGCUUAUAUUCCCAUAACCAAAGUAAUGGGGAAACCAACAUUAUUUUUGUUUUAGGUUUAUUUAUACUCUAUACUGCAUACAGUACUUUAAAUGCCAAUUACAGUGCAAUCUCUAUUAUUUAUUGUAAAAAAUAAAAGAAAAGAGAAAAAGUGUACUUAUGUACUAAAUCUCCCCCCACCCCUGCCUUGUAGCAUGUUACAUUUCUGUUUGUUUUAUACAAGUGUAAGUUAGGUAAAGCGUUUUUACCCAGCAGCGUUCCUAGCAUUAUUAAUCUUCUUACAGUUUCUUGUAUGUUUAAAAUGGGAGUGUCUUAGUAUGUUAAUUGCCAAAAAGAAAAUAAAAAAAGAAGGAACCCACCGAACAUAAGCCAAGCAUUGUGCUGUGCGUUGGCCAUUCAGUCUAUGGGGUUUGUCUAGUGAAAGAGCUCGUUAACUUGCGCUGUUGAUCAAAAAGUUUACAUGUAGCCAAAAAAUCAUGACCAUUUCUUGGAAGAAUAUUCUGAUGAAUUAUUCUGUGUGCCUCUUUAGAUGUAGCAACCUCGUACAAAGGUUCUGUAUUUUGUUAUUGACUAUUGUCAGUUUAAGAAUUUGCCUAGCAAACUAAUGGUAUUGAGCUGACUUUAUUCUUUCCCCUACCCCACUUUGCCCAAAAUCAAGGUUCAUCAAAUGUUUCGAAUAGUAGUGUGAUGUAGUUUUUUUAACUAAAAUUAAUUGAGAGUUAUCUGUAAUGUGGGUGUUCCCAAACAUAGAAGUACCAGAAUGAUUAUCUUGGUGGAGGAAUAUUGUCUUUAAAAGCAACAACAAGAGACAAAUUUAGAAAAAGUUAGUUGUUCUUAACCCUCACUGAAAUCAAUGGAAAGAGUUAGUCCAGGGUAACUCAAGUCAUGUUGAUUCUAAUGGGUCUUCAGGACCGCUAGUUUUUCCUGGAUUUGGGGAAGUAAUUUUGGGAAAGCCACAAGUAGAUCUUCAUAGACAUUCUCUUUCCCAUCCCCUCCAAAAAAUAUUUGAUGUGCUAUGGUAGCUAAAAAUCCCUAUCUUGCACCUUUUAACUGAGCAGGAAGUGAACUACUGUAAACUUUGUAAGGUGCUCUAUAAACUUAGGUUUAUACUUUUCAGGUUAGAUCCAUACCUUGUGAGUCAUGAUUGCCCCCCCCCCACACACACACACACAAAUCAAUGGGAUUUAAGUUGAUCAUGACCAGCUUGCUUAUUUAUUUCAGUGAGAUUAAGGCGUGGCUGAUAGAGCAAUCCUAUAGCAGCAUGGCCAGGCAAGCCUACAGGAGAUCUACCCACAUUUUCCUAUGCCCUGCUGGCUCAGGGCAGAAGUUGGGUAGAUUUUUCCUUCCUUGUUUUAUCCCCCAUUACCUGCAGAGGGAGGGAGGAGCUCUCAGAAGGUGAGGGAUCAUCGGCUGCUGGGAAUGUAUGGAGCAGCCAUAGCAGUAGAAAAGCGACCAUCCAAGGAGGGCCUUCAGCUAUGCUGCUUGCAGAGAGAGCUUCCCUUAGCAUCCAGUGGUCACUUGAGCAACCUUUGCAAAGAAUACAGGAUUGUUCCUUUAGUCUGGACCUAUCUCACUGAAUGUUUGAGCAUAUGGACUAAUUUCACACCAGAGUGAGAAGGAGAAAAGUCUGUAACACUUUAUUAUCAUGAAAAUAUUUUUAAAUGUGUUAGAUAUUUUUGUUCGUCAUUUCCAGAUUUAAUGUCUCCCCCAUGGCUACACCUACUGCCAUUAACAACUACAUUCAGGCAUCAUCCUAGGCCACCCUGAGAAUAAGCCACAGCAGGCUGGUUGUUCACUUAAGAACCUACGGUACACCACUCGAUUAUUGGGUUUAUUGUGGGUUGUUCCCCCACUCCAUUUCCACACAUCUUCAAGCAGGCUGUGGCACGUAUGCCUUGUCUUUCAGGGCAGAACCUGCCUUGUCUCCCUUUCCCUGCUCCAAUCACUACUCCUUUGCAGUUGCCACCUUUUGUGGGGUUCUUUGGAGCCCCCCAAAACAGUAGUUGGGGUGAUUUAUUUUAUUUUAUAUUGUUAACUUGUUUUAUAUUUUAUUGUAUUAUAUUUUAAUUGAUAUCUUUGUGAGCUGCCCCAAGGCUUUGGCGAAUGGGGUGGCAUAGAAAUUUUCUAAAUAAAUAAAUAAAUUUCUCCCACUAGCCACUUUUACAGCUCUCCCAUGUGUGUAGUCUUGCCUGGUCAAUUGUCUGGUCUGCUUCAGCCAUCACAGAGAGUGAUGAAUUGGAAUAGGUACCCGAUUGGCAGAGUAAGGCUGCAUGUGGAGCAAUUUGUACUCAGUUGCCAAGGGCCAAUUGCCAGGUUUUUCCCCAGCAAAAGGAUGGGAGGACGUGAAAAGCAGGUGCACCAGAAGAGGGGAGGCAGGAUGUCUCCCUCUGCAAGUGGAUCCUCUUGAUUUUAAAUAUUGAAUUGACAGUCCGAAUCCAAAAAGAGGAGAUACUCACCCCUUCCCCACCCCAUAAUGCACACAUUUAAUGGCUGGGAAGUAAACAGAGGAAAAAAUUGUCUGAUGUCAGGGCUGGGAGAAACAUGCAAGAUAUAGUUGUGCACCUGAAAUGUUAAUGCUUGUAAAAAUCCUGCCUUGUUAAUGCUCAGAUCAGAGAGCUAAAAGUGUGCAUGUUUGCCCUGGCAGAAGACAAAUAAUAUUAAAAAUUGGGAACCUGAUUGCAUACAUUUGAAGCAUGAAAUUUUAUUUUUUAGAGCUGGGGUACAGAAGACAGACCUGCAAAAGUGUUAUUUCAGCAGCAGUAAACAGACAGUCACUGGUUAGCUCAUGAAACAGGAGCCCCUCUGGGAUGUUUGCUGCUUUUGCUGAGCUCUAUAGCCAUUCCCAACCACCCAUGAUAAAACCUCCCUGCCAGUUUUGGUCCACACAACUAUUCAUGGUGUGCGAGAACAACUCUGAAACAAGCCAUGGUUUCUCAGGGUGGCUUGUUUAUGAAGAAACAGAACAAAACAUGACAACCCACCAUUUCUGGGUAACCAUGGUUGGUUGUUGUGUUGUGUGAACCAGGUCAUUAUGACAUCAGUGGUUAACGCAUACACACUGCCAUUUUUAUCAUAGGGAUUCACUGGAAUUCAUUCUCAUGCUGCCAUAAAAUAAAAGUGUUACAAAUUCUCAAACCAUUCCUGUUGCUAUUUCCAUAAACAGCAAACAGAAUAUAGUUUUGCUGAUUGCUUUGUAUUUCCCUGUAUGUCUUAUCCUGACCCAAUCAAUAUUAGCUAUGUACAGACAACCUCCCCCACCCCAAAGCCUGUAGACUUUAAAGAAAUUGUAAAAAAUACAAAGUGGGGAAAGUAUUUUAAGAAACUAUUUAAAAGGAAAAGAAACAUUUUUAUAUUAUCUGCCUUUGUCCUUUAUGAACUUGAAAUGUUGUAGUUUUCUAAUCCUGUUUUGUUAGCAACAGUAAAUCAGUAUUCACUGUUAUCAUAAAAAGUGCCCUAAACUGAAUGUUUCUGAAUAUUUUCCUUGCACAAUUCUUUAAAUUGAAAAAAAAAAUAAAUAAAAGGGUUGUUUUUUGUUUGGUCUUUUUUUUACCUCACUUAUAGGACAUACAUUCCAAGCUUUUCAACUUUGAAAGAAACAAUCAUAAGUUUUCUUGUAUUGUAAAUUUUAACUAUUUCAUAUGCAUUGUAUUAAAACUGCCAUAUCAAUUUUAAUGUAUAGAUUUUUGCAAAUAUUACGCUAUGUAUGUAACUGUAUCUGUAGUGUAUAUGUAAUAUAUUUAUGCCCAAUAAAUGUUUUAAUUCUUUCUUGA